AUGUUACCGUUUCGCCCGAAGUCUGUAGAGGAGAAGCCAGACUCCUCCAAUACCACGGCUCCUCUCACGGCCCGCAAGCACGCUACCACGGUGGCUCCACCAUCCAUCCGAAACGAUGACCCAGAUGGCUUGGACGGCGAGAGAUCAUCUCAGCCUGUUGUCGCCGCGACUGAGAUCGUGCCGAUCGCCGACUAUGCGGCACCCUUGGACGCCCCUUCUGAACCAGCUCCAACGUCGUGCGGCGAAACAUUCUCCGCUCUCACAGAAGGCACCCCGCGGUCUCGUUGGACCGCCCCCCGGCCGGAAAUUCUUCUCGGGUUCACGAAUUUCAUCGUUUACGACGAUGCCACUCGCACCUUGCCUUUCGAGAUUGAUGGACACCCCGAGGUGUCGGGCUCUCAUGCAUCAAACCCAUGUCCUCUUCCAUGGCUGUACGAGUUUUCGUGGACUGACGGAGUCCUCCUCUUCGCUGGCGACCGCUUGAACAAGGCACUCAGCAAACCUAGUGAGCUCGGUGGUGCCACUUUUGGGGACAGUAUGGAGCGGUCUGCCACUGCCUCCGUUUCAACGGACGUCAUGACACGCAAAUCAUGGGACUCUGCAAACCUUGAGAGGGCUGUGAUCGAGCGACAGCGAAUCCAGGGGGAAAUUGAGGAAACACGCGCCUUCCUUCUGAGACGUCUUGAGGCUCACUGGAGGUCGCAUCCCCCGCAAAGAUCAGGCAGGCGAGAAAAAGGCAAGGGUCCCGCCUAUCAAGCGGAACAACGCCCCACCGCUCGGGCGUGCGGUCAGCCUUACGACAAGAAAGGGUUUGCAGGCCGUCGACACAGAAUUGGCCAAGGAUCCGGAGAUGGGGAUGGAGACGAGGACGAGGACGACAACAGCGAUUCGGCCCCGACACCACCCUCAUCAGCGCCACACGCACAGAACCGCUGGUAUGCCUGCCCGUAUCAAAAGUGGAGGCCGAAACACUACCUCUUCGAGUGCGGAACUGGCUUUCGGCGCAUCACUGAUGUGAAGACCCAUCUACUCAAGAAGCACUUCGCAAUCACCUGUCCUCGAUGUUACACUACGUAUGACGAUGAGGAUGCGCUCCGUCUCCACCGUCGCACAGCCUGUUCAGCAACACCCCCAAAACGCCGCGGCGGUGGCUGUUACAUGAAUGAGCGACAACGGGACACCAUCAAGGCGCAUUUCGGCGGCAAGAAGAUGCAACACCAUGAGCAGUGGGCGUUUCUGUUUCGGACCCUGUUUCCGAACGAACCAUUUCCUGAGAGCAUAUACUUGCUUCCCCGGCAAGCGGAGUAUCGAAACUUUCUGGAAAGAUGGGUGCGGUCCACUCUCAACGACAUCCGCUACCAGGCUUUUCUUGACGGCCCGCAUCUCAACUGGAGCGAGCCGAGAGAUACCCAGGAUGCGGCAGUGACGGCGCGGUUUAUCACGCUGCGGCUUCAGGAGGAUUUUUCCGAGGAGCGCCUUCACGCAGACUUUGCAAUGGCUCAGCAGGACUUUGAGACAAUGGCUCAGCAGGACUUUGAGAGCUCCUCGUCUUCGGCUGCUACGGCCUCAGCGGGGGUCAACCAUCCACCAUUAACUCACGAUGCCUUGCUGCAGUUACCCACCAUCAAAUGGAACCCGCCACUUGAGCCAAAUCUUCCGUGGCUCAGGCCGACCGUGGGAGAGCACGCUGGUAUUCCAGGGCUUCCCAACCUGGGUCCGACCUCAGCCUGUUCCAACAAUUCAACUCUCUCGAAAGUGUCCGCCCCCGGCUUCGGCGACAAUGCAACAACCUCGCUCAUCGAUUGCGGUGCGCUAGCUCCACCGAACGGCCAGCCUGGUCCUUCCAACAUCGACAGCACUGGUGUCACUGGUAUUCCUGGGUUCGAUCUCCCAGGGCCGUCUUCGGCUGCACAGUGGGCUGGAGCUUGCCCACAGGCUGGAUUUCUGGACCUCGAUCCAUCCCAUCUCACCAAUGCAGCAGCAGCACCCGAGCCGAGCGCGAGUGCCAUAGCCGGUGUCGAUGAUUCCGCAUGGCCUUUGACAGCAUGGAAUCCCAUUGAUCCCAUUGCACAGGGCGAAAACUGGUCUUCUCCUGAUGCUCCAUUCGAUCAAGGUUUCGGUUCGUUGCCCAUCCUCGAUGACGGCAUGAACAUUUCAGAGGUGUUUAGGUUAUAG
Thermothielavioides terrestris NRRL 8126 is the source of this 2175-nucleotide messenger RNA. RefSeq lists its product as uncharacterized. The transcript is spliced from 3 exons. Bases 1 to 2175 code for a protein of 724 amino acids. Lineage: Eukaryota; Fungi; Ascomycota; Sordariomycetes; Sordariales; Chaetomiaceae. The record is from RefSeq and is a predicted model, not a curated record.